AUGGCCUUACCACUAGAUAUGGCUCUUGAUUCUGUUGAUGAUUCCUACGAUGGCUGUAGAGAGGAGAUGUCAAAAUUGGUGAAAAAUGAUUAUCUGAAUCAGGAGAGAAAAGCGAACGUACAUUUUAAAGAUGGAUGGAAGCUGGCGGAGAAAAGGGCCAAAGCAGGCAAUGGUCUUGAGAAGGAGCAGGCAGUUGCUUUAUGGGUCUACACAAGCAGCCAUCCCAAUGUUUACACUGAUUUUAACAGGGCUGUUGGUCAUGAUAAAAGAAGUUACAAGAAUGGCACGUUCCAAUACUAUUCCCUUCACUUUCUAUUGACUGAUGCCCUUCAACUUCUCAAAAAAAAGCAAAAAUCUCCUAUGACGACAUAUCGACGGACCAAAGACACUUAUGACAGAAUCAAAGUAGGAAAAACAAUUCGAUUUGGCAGAUUUACCUCCACCUCUUUGGACUACAAUGAAACAGCCAGUUUUGGUGACAAGACUUGUUUUGAAAUUGGCACACAAUUUGGAGCUGACAUAACAAAGUUCUCUGCGAAUAAAAGAGAAAAAGAGGUCCUGAUACCUCCAUAUGAAAAAUUCAAAGUGACAUCUGUUCAAAUGAAAAAAAAGAAGCGUAAUCUGUGGUGUGAUGUUGUUUAUACUCUGAAAAGCGACGGUACCCGCAGCAAUCUGAACUGUGCUUUGUUUCACAAAGUUAAAUGA
Molecule: messenger RNA, 705 nt
Organism: Chanos chanos (milkfish)
Lineage: Eukaryota; Metazoa; Chordata; Actinopteri; Gonorynchiformes; Chanidae
Product: ecto-ADP-ribosyltransferase 4-like
Exons: 1
Coding region: 1-705 (234 amino acids)
Molecular function (GO): NAD+ poly-ADP-ribosyltransferase activity; NAD+-protein-arginine ADP-ribosyltransferase activity
Source: RefSeq, a predicted model, not a curated record